AUGAAUAAAACAAGAACAAGUUUUGCUACUUUAAGAACUAAAACUCAAAUUAAUUAAGCUAGCCAAGGAACACUUCCUUGCCCAUCACAUCCUUCUUUUAACAUCUCCCACGUUUGUUUAUGUACAACUUGUACAUUAUCAAUUUCAUUUUGUUCUGAAUGUCUCUUUGAAACUUAGCAUUAACAACAUUUGGCUAAGCACAAAGAACACAUUAUUGGAUGGAAUGACUUAAUGAUUCUGUGUAGAAGACGAGCCAUAAAAAGAAUUGAAUCAAAUAGUACUUUCCACCCAGGCUCAUCAAGCAAGCUAAUUAAGACCUAUAUCAAAAAUUAGGAAUAAUUGAUUAACAAUGAUUUUGAUGGAUUAAUAACUAAAUUUACAGAAAUGAUUAAUAAAGUUAAAGCUGAAUUUAUGGCUCCAUAUAAAAACUAUUUGCAAGAUCUAAUGGAUAUGGGAACUAUAUUAGAAAAAUUAGUGUCUGACUAUUAUUUAGAGAAAAAUAAGGAUUACAAUAAUGAUUAUGAUAAUUUCUUAAGUGAAGUUAGCAAGUUAUAAGAUCAGCAAACUUCUAAUAAGAAAACUGAUUAAAAUCAAUUUAAUCUUAGAAAAUUAAUGUAGAAUAUAAUACCUCUGGUCAGCAAGGCAAAUGGUUAAUUUUAGAGAGCACUGUAAUAAUAAAAUUUGAAUGUAGAGGAGGGAGAAUCUCAAAAGUCAGGAUAUUCAUUAUUCAGUAAUAUGGCAUUGAAGCAAAGUGAUAAUUAAGUCUUAAAUGAUUUGGUGAAUGACUAUAAAGUAUUGUUAAACAGUAGACCUUGUUAUAAAAAUUAAGGAUUAGCCUAAUAAACAUACAAUGGAAUGUAGGAGUUAAUAGAUAAAUGCUAUCACUCUUUGACUUAAGUAGACUUUAUGUCUCCUGGCUACAAAAGUUAAAUGAUUAAAAUGAACAAAGAAAAUAUCAGUUUAAAGCAAUAGCUGGCCUCUCCAAAAGGCACUAAAUACUUGGAAACUAUCAUUAAGGAAUAGAGCACUAAAACAUUAAAAUAGUUAACUAAAUUAGAGGAAGAUGAGGCACGAAGUUAAGAGAAAUGCAAUUAAAGCAUAGAUUGA
Messenger RNA from Paramecium tetraurelia, 1107 nucleotides. RefSeq lists its product as uncharacterized. The transcript has 2 exons. The record is from RefSeq and is a predicted model, not a curated record. NCBI's taxonomy places the organism in Eukaryota, Ciliophora, Oligohymenophorea, Peniculida, Parameciidae.